GCCUCAGAACUUGAUGAGAUGCUGAAGCCACUUAUUGCCAAUCCGCACGUUUUAGGCGUGUUGGUCGUUAAUAAAGAAGGUUCAGUAAUUAAGACUACUUUUGAUGCUGUGAUAACAAAACAAUAUGCAGAAAAACUCUCAAAGUAUUUAGAAAUGUCACAAAACAUGAUUCAAGAGAUUGAUGAGCCUGAUGCAAUACAAAAGAACGAAUUAACACUCCUUCGUAUCAGAAGCAAAAAGUAUGAGAUUAUACUUACACCUGGUAUUAAGAUGCGAGUUGAAAAAUGUAUAACUGCGCAAAAGCUCCGGCUUUCAAAGCACUGGCAUUCGAGUUUUAACGUUCAAGGUCCUGGUAUUCCAAGCACUGACGUCGUCUAUGAGCACAAAAGAUGUUUUUGUCUGGCGCAAACUAUGCAAUGUUCUUUUUCUAUACGAUAUGAAACAUUACCGAAUUAA
Messenger RNA from Ambispora leptoticha, 456 nucleotides. Lineage: Eukaryota; Fungi; Glomeromycota; Glomeromycetes; Archaeosporales; Ambisporaceae. The record is from the annotation of a GenBank genome assembly.